This is a messenger RNA of Alternaria postmessia, 2394 nucleotides long. RefSeq lists its product as uncharacterized. The record is from RefSeq and is a predicted model, not a curated record. The transcript has 4 exons. Bases 1 to 2394 code for a protein of 797 amino acids. NCBI's taxonomy places the organism in Eukaryota, Fungi, Ascomycota, Dothideomycetes, Pleosporales, Pleosporaceae. Gene Ontology annotation, cellular component: NatC complex. Gene Ontology annotation, biological process: N-terminal peptidyl-methionine acetylation.
AUGGCAGAUGCACCUAGCAGCCACAACAGCACAGCCCCCGCUCCAGAUGCGGGUUACGAAGUAGAUGGUGCUGGUCCCUCACAUACUGCGCAAGAGUCUGCGCCUACUAUCCAGCCGGCUACUUCUGCUAACUUACCCUUGAGACAAUCAAGACAGCAUGUGGGAGGGGCGCAGCCAAAGAUUCACGACGUGACGGAAAAGUUCACGAGGGCUUGUAAUGCUCUCGAGGUCGGUCAACUCGUCAAAGAUGAAUAUUUUACGCUUUUUGAAUCCAUUGGGGCCAUCGAAAUCAUGGACCCCAAGAUGGAUUCGGGCUUCCUCGUCCCGGGCGAAACUCUAGAAGAUGACUAUGAUACACUUACCCCCCUCCUCCCCGAGGAAUUAAUAGGCAUCAUGGACCAACUACUCUGCUACGAAAUGGCCUGGCACACGGGCUACCCUCUCUCCCAAACCCUCUUCACAUCCGUCUACAUUGACAAGCUACUCUGGCCCGAGACCAAGAUCCUCUCUCAAGCGCAGUUUUUCCGUGGAGACGUGGCGGAUGAGAGACGGCCUGGCCCGUUGUUAGAGAUACUUCGAGCGUAUUGUCUAGCGGUGAUCAAAGGAUGUGAUUUCGUGAUUUCCAAGAUAACGGCGAGGGACUACUUUGAGGAGGAGGACUUUUGCACGCAUACAUACAACCGGGUACUGUUUGUGAACAUGCCGAUGGAUGUCUUCCUCCGCGAACUCGAUGCGGCUAUCGACACAGUCGCAGACGCCGCCCUUGUCGACAUCAACGACGCCCUCCGCCAAGCCAUCAUCUCGCGCCUCGAAUUGCGCAAGUAUCUUCUGCGCGCCCUCGACCUGGAUCUGCCCCUAGACCAGACAUGUUACUCCUGGCCCCCGGUGCUCGAAGGCAUUGAGCGGCUGAAGAGCACGCAUCAGUUGGGGAAAAUGGUGCCUGGAGCGUUUAGUCCAAAGAUGCAACGUCGACUCGCUUCCACGGUACCUCCACGACCGAUUGUAGACUUGUCCUUUCCAGACGCUGCGGACAAGCUGAAGCAACUUGCCACCGAUUGCCACGAAAGCACGCGCUUUCCCUUGUUACCCCAGGACCCGCUGGAAUACCAAGCAUUCCUCUGGCACUACUCUUCCCGCUCGCCGCCGCCUCUGGCAUACUCUAGGUCGUAUCUAGCCACGUUGCUGUUCCAUCCAGAGGUGCUGGAAACGUCCGUCUCCCUGCCACUGGCGGAUGUGAAGAGUCUUGUGCUGACGGCGAGUCCGGUGCUGGAUCCGAUGAACUGGACCUUGUCUCCGCCGCGGAACGCGCUACUGCCCAAGCCACCCAAACUGAUGUUUGCCAUGCUAAUCGACGAAUUUGUGGAGAGGGCGGGACAAGCGUAUCUUGAUCUGUGGGUUGCCAUGAGCCAGAAUAGAUGUCGGGUAAGACGCAUGUUGACACAUGUCAUCACGGGAUGGGAUCUACUGCAAGCAGAUGCUAGUUCCAUCGACGUGGACAUUUCCACCGCGGCCGCACAAGUUGGUGCCGACGUGGGGAGCCAGGUCAUGGAGUUUGGGCUGAGCACGUGGGUGUACCACAAGAAGCUUUGGAUGGUGGAAAAGGUCAUCCUGCUCGGUUUUGAACAGGAUAUAUACCUCCCUGACGAGUACGCCGGCAUGUAUCUCUUCCUUGGCCUCAUUGCGACAAGAAGGAAGGAGUUGUUGAGGAGAGUCGAAGCACACUACAUCGUCCUAUCGUCAUCUUUUCUCAAGGAAAGACGCUUCAGGGAAGUACAAGACGUCGAAGAUGCGCAACCUUUCCUCGCUUCUCUCCUCGCUGGCGCCGAGGGAACGGCAGAGCUGGCACUUGCCAUGGCACGUUUCUACAUCAUCGCGUUCUAUCUGGGCAAGUUGCCCAUGCCGCGCCGCACCCCUUUUUCCACAGACAAACUCCGUUACGAAGUCCGCAUGAAACCUUUUCUCGCUCUCUCACCGCCCGAAGCACCGCCUUUUGAAGACUUCCAAGCACACAGCCAGCCGUAUGGCCCGCCGCCGUCACUGGCGGAACCAUCACCUGAGGCCUUUGUCAGAGAUGUGAGGGACGAGGGGUCGAGUCUCUGGCUUGAGGUAGACACACAUCUUAAAGCGGCCAAGGCGGCGUUUACAGAGUAUAAGAAGCUGGGGGCUGAGGCUGCAAAGGCGAAAGGUGUGGAGGCUAGUUGGAGUGAAGAGAUCAAGAGUCUGUUGGCGAGCUGUGUUAGUCUUGGACUGGCGGUCAAGGAGAUUAAAGAUGCUGUUAUGGUUGGAGAUGAGGGGGCGGAGGUGGGGAAGCGCAUUGGGAUUGAGAUUCCGGAGGCCGGGGCUGGGAAGAGGUAUGCUGAGGGGUGGAUUGUUGGGAGGGUUAGUAGGGUGUAA